CUGGGGGCGCCCAGGUCCGGCCUGUGGCGGAGCCCGACGGGCUGCAGCGAGCGCGGCUCGGCCGGCGAGUUUCCGGGCGGGGCAGAAACUCGAAACCAGCGUGAGGGGAGGAGGUCGCGCAGCCGCUCAGGUGUCUGCGCCCGGCUCCGGCUCCCGCCUAGCAACGGCCCGGCCCCUCCCCCCCGGGGCACCUGGCACCGCGCUGCCGCGCCCCGCGCCCUUCGCUCUCCCGCUCCCCUCUGCCCAGCCCCAGGCACGCGCCCCGCCAAAGACUGAAGGAGCUGAAACCAAGCCCCUCUGCACUGGUGGAGGGGCUGUGUGGCUGUCAGCCAAGACAUCAAUGGACCAUGACACGGGCAUGUGCUAGUCAAAGAUACCCCUCACGUCUUGACAGCAGAAUUGUUGAUCAGCACCAACAAUACAUUUCACACUGUAUUGUGAAACUGAAACACAUAGCGGUCACAAGUGAUUUUUGCGGCACUACAUUGAAAGUUUGAUAUAUCCAGAAAUGGAACAUGAAGGGGCUGACUGUGUUCUCAUUUACACUAUCUGUGCGUAAAUGUGCAGAUUCUUUUGGUACAUAUAUAAAGGAAAAAGGAUUGACUUGAUUCAGCAAUCUUCUUGAAUUCUUCAGGGAAGAAGGCUUUCAGAAGGAUCUCUGCUUAUCUCAGGAACCUUUUGAAGAGUCUGUAAUGCUGCAGUCUUGGUCAAUUGGGGUUGAAUUUACCAAUCAUAUGAUUCUAAUGGUGUAUAUGAAGGUACACUGGGAAAUAAAUUUGACAUCCAGACUUAAAAACAAGGCACAGCUGUUGAUGAGGGGCGAGCCACCCCAGCCGAAGCCAAGGGAGCUGCAGGCACUGGCAGGCACACCAGGACCUGAUGCGCCAGCAUAUCUCGAUCAUGCAAGAUCUUCAACAAACCCUUGCCCAGAAGUACCACGAGGAGGCCGAGUGGUGCAAGCGCAUGUUGGGCAAGCUGGGAGGAUGGUGGGCCACCAGUGGGUGACCUGUCGGAGGGCAGGGAUGAGCCAGGCACACAGCUCCAUGAAGGUGACAUUUCGCAAGCAGAAGUUGCUGAGCCACUGCUGGUCGUCGAGCCACUGCUGGUCGUCCCACCACUCCAGGCCCAGGCAGUCCCACCAGUCAGAACUGGUGUCCAGCCUCCAAAUUCGCCUCUCCAACAUGAAGUUCGGGGGCAAGGCAUUAAUUAUGGCAAAGAGAUCACCUUUUCAGCAAGAGAUCUGAUGACAAUAUAUCUCUUCAUUAUAAUGUACAAAUUAAAAUGUUUUAAAGAAGCAUUUCACAGAGGUCUAGUGAAGUGAUCUACAUAUUUAUACUGUUAAUAAUGAAGUUAAUGUUAAUACUAGGCGCUGAAAGUGAUGUUAAAUCUAGUGCUCAUGCUUUUCACUUUAGUAGGCCUUGAUCCAAAUCCUGGUAUAAGUUAUCGAUGAAAUCAGUUUCAUGGCAUCAUAGAAAUUACAGCUGGAAAAGACCUAUUUUGUUACACCCUGCUCACACUCUACUUCCUUCAGAAAGUUCAAGAUGGUUCCUAACAACUGUAUACUCUAGGCUUCCUGAACUUGAAGAGUAGGAUCAGGAAUGUAGGUCAGGAAAGAGGUAUAUUGGCAGAGCUGUAUAGAGACGCAACCCAAGACUGGGAUUGCGGUGGACCCUCUGGGAUCCUGGUCCUGCUGCCAGAAGGGUCUUGGCUAUAGUAGUGAGAGGCUGUGCUAUAGUUUAUAGCUGAAGGAUGAAGCUGCGGGUGAGGGAAGGAUGGGUUAGGAGGGGAGGGUGGGUUACCUCACUUAGCAGGACAAUCAAGCACUUGUACAUAGGAAUGAUCAAGAGACCAUUUGUGGAAGCGGUGAGGACGAAUGUGGCCUGGGUCAGUGUUAAAAAUAGUUUUUACAGAUAUACUGGGAAGAACAACAAGGAGUACAGGGGAACUUUAUAGACUAACAAAUUUAUUAGGACAUAAGCUUUACUGAAAUACAGCUCACUUCCUCAGAUGCUUGAAGUGAAAGAAAGGCAGGAAUACAGAGAUUGGAGUGAAACAUCAGUGCUAAUUAAAUCAGGGUAGAUAUUGCUCACCUCCAACAGUGAUGAGAAGGUGAGAAUACCUGAAGAGGAAAUUACUUAUUGUAACUGAGAGAGCCAUUCCAUGAGUCUAUUCAGACAGCUUCUGAGGGAAUCAAAUUUACAUAUGAAUUCCAGCUCAGCGUUGCAGUCUGUUUUUUUAAGUUUUUUCAUCUAGGAAUGGCAACUUUCAAGUCAGUAACUGUGUGGCAAGAGAGGUUAAAGUGCUUCCCUACUGGUUUUUGAAUGUUACCAUUCUUGAUGUCUGAUUUGUAUCCAUUUUUU
Molecule: messenger RNA, 2360 nt
Organism: Pelodiscus sinensis (Chinese soft-shelled turtle)
Lineage: Eukaryota; Metazoa; Chordata; Testudines; Trionychidae
Source: RefSeq, a predicted model, not a curated record